AUGGCUUCGUCAGAUGAGCUGGAACAAAAUGGCGUGAACGACAAUUACGACAUUGUUAUUGACCUGGAUCAUGGCGAGAUGGAUAUCAUCAAAGCUGAAAGGGGGGCGGGGGGUGGGGGGCAAGAAGAUGAGAAGAUGGCUUUUGGUAUUCAAACUGGUAGCUCAAAACUAAGCACUAGCGAGAUGGAAAGGAGCUUCAACCUCUGGGUUGACUACACCGCUCUGGGGGCCAACAUCAGCAGACUUCUCGAUACGCGCCAGUUCUUCGACCGCAAAGAAAAGGAGAUGGUCACUGAGCUGCUCCAGAUGCUCGCCAGGAAUAUCCAGUGGCUUAAUGUUAAGCUGGAUGCCCUAGGCGGCAGUAGCAGCAACGACAGCGACACGGAUGAGUGUGAAGACGAAGCCAGAGAUGGGAUCCAAUGUGCUCUAGAUAGACUUCACCUCAUAGCGGCUGACAUCCGCAGGAUUUGGAUACGCAGUCUGAAGUACAACCUCGCAUCUAGUUUCCAUCAGAACGAUGACAGCUAUUUCCACGAGCAGGCCUGUAUCCUCGUCCGUUAUUACUUCAGAGAUGCUCGGCGCUCUCUGUGCGAUCAACUCGGGGCAUCUCUGGCCAUACGCCGUAGCAAGCUUCUCCAGAGGAUGCGGCAUGAGGAAAAUUUCGGCACUAGGCAUAGCCUAGAGGAAUCCAAACAUCACAUGGACGAUGACACGGAACCCUACGUCUGUCUCUCUGAGGAUUGCACGUCUCCCAUGCUGUUCUUUGUCCACAUGAAGGACUGGAUGAACCACAUGGAAAUGUUCCACUCGGAACAGUGGAACCGUUCGAUACACAUGAGCAUCUGGUACUGCGACAUCGACCACAAACCCGCAAUCCAAUUUGAUGACUACGACAGCUUCGUGCGGCAUAUGAAAGACCCGGCGAACCACGAGGGCCAGGAACCCCCGACCGAUCGGCAACUCGACACUCUCUCGCGCGAGAAGCAGAAGCUCCUCUUCCGUGACGAGUACUGUUGCCCCAUCUGCAAGCGCGUUCCCAGCGUCCUAGAGCCGGUAAUUUUGAACAGUAGCCCCGACGAGAUCCGACGUCAGCUGUAUGAACACAUCGCAGCAGACAUCAAGGACCUCGCCCUCAGGUUGAUUCCAACUCUAGACGAGGCUGAGCCCAGCGAGUAUACGCAAUCUGAAGUCGACGAUGGAGAUCACAGGCGGUUGAGGGGCGACAAUUUGGUGGCAUCGUACCUGAGUCGUCUGGUUGAGCUUCGGCAGGAGACGAGCGUGGCUUUCGUGGACAACCCGGACCGAGACACCGUCGGCUUGAAUCCCCUCCGAGACAACCCUGAACUUGUGGAAUGCCGGGGACACAAAGCGGCUCCAGAUCCGGGGAAGCUCGACGCUAUCCAGGACCACUUCGCUCAGACCCAGCGAUACGACCAGCCACUUUUGGAUGCGGCUACUCUUAUGCUCACCCGAAUUCUAUCCUAG
Messenger RNA from Trichoderma aggressivum f. europaeum, 1485 nucleotides. RefSeq lists its product as uncharacterized. The record is from RefSeq and is a predicted model, not a curated record. The transcript is spliced from 4 exons. NCBI's taxonomy places the organism in Eukaryota, Fungi, Ascomycota, Sordariomycetes, Hypocreales, Hypocreaceae. Bases 1 to 1485 code for a protein of 494 amino acids.